Lepisosteus oculatus (spotted gar) is the source of this 728-nucleotide messenger RNA. NCBI's taxonomy places the organism in Eukaryota, Metazoa, Chordata, Actinopteri, Semionotiformes, Lepisosteidae. The record is from RefSeq and is a predicted model, not a curated record.
AUGGGCUCAGAUACCCCUCUCAUCAGCCCUGCUGCCAUGCUGUCGCUGUACCUGCUCCUGUGUGUGUGUGUGUCUGUAUUGCCCCCUGUGGCUGCAAAGGAGCCUUUCUCCUACACCCAGAGCCUCAUCCUCACGCGCAAGAUCCACAGAGACAUCUGCAGCCUGCUGGCCCAAUACAAGGAGGAUCAGAUGGGAAGCAAGGACUUUGAAGAUCACAGCCUGGUGCUGACCAGCCUGCCCUCCUCCACCAUGAACUACUCCAGCUGGCUGAACAUGGAGGACACAGCUCGACUCCAGACCGACGCCAGGGAUCUCCAUGUGUUCGGGAUUCACGUUGAUGCCAAGCGCCUCUACGAGCUGCAGGGCAGGGUGCCGUCUCCUCUGAGCCGCGCACUGUACAUGGUCGUGCUGGACAUCCGGGACCUCGUCCACCAGAUCAGGCAGCAGCUGCAGUCCCUGCAGGCUCCGGCCCCAGUUCUGGGCGAGCCGUCCCUGCCCGAAAGCCUGCUGAACCCGCAGUUCCCCUGGCACAGCCGCCUGCAGGGGUACAUCAUCCUGCGGGACCUGGAGAGGUACCUGGACAAGGUGGUGCGGGAUUUCACGCUGCUCAAGUCCAGGCAGCAGCAGUGACCCCGCCCUCCCGACACCCACCAGCCAGACCUGCACAGAGACCGGCGGCCAGGCCCCUCGGAGCACAGGCUGCCCCCGCGCGAGGCCCUGCAGCUGGG